GACUCUGUAUUCCUCAAGGUUUUGUUUUCCUGCCUCUCCUCUUCCACUUGGGGGGCGAGGGGGGAGAUUCCCUCUUUGUUGACAGGACCUCAUUCUCCAUUCCACGCAUUUUUCAUUCCAUCUGUGUUUCCUCUUCCCCUCAGUCCCUUUCCCUUCCUUCUAUGAUUGCAAACAAACACACUCUAACUCCCUGACUUUCUCCUGGCACUCAGCUUCAGGUGGUCUCAACUUUUCGGUAGAUUUUGGAUGCUGGGUGGGGAUGUGGGGUGUUCUACUGCUUCAGAGUCGACUGUGCAAACCCCACUAAUCCUCAAUUUGAGCUCUUUUGGGUCAUUCUGGGUGUCCUUUCAGUCUUCGGUCUUUUUUUUUUUUUUUUUUGCUGGAGUUGAUCCGAAGCAUCUGCCUUCCCAAGGAAUAUCCCAAGAAACCUUUGCGAAGCAGCUGAGCUGGGAUGAAGCUGGCUUGGUCAGGCUUUUAUGUGAAAACCUUCCUACUGCGGUGCAGAUUUGGACUAACCACCUCCCUCCAUCCUGGAGUUGUGACUCCUGUGUCAGGUGACAUACGUAUAUUUAUGUGAUCAGGUCAGGAGCAUCUUAAUCUCUCUUUUUGCUGAUGACUUUAAUAUUUGCUUCUUCAAAAUGACCCCCUCCAGCACAAUUAUGCAUUUCACUUUCACUGGGACAUCAGAGAAGUGCCACUGGAUGACUUGUGACUUUUACUAUGGGACGGGUAGAGUUUGGCACAGACCAUGAAGUCCACUGAAAUAUUCCACUUUCUGUGGAACCCAACUACAGAGCCUCAGAAAUUUUUAACUGCUUUAUGUCUUUUUUGUGAUCUGGGGAAGAAUCAAUGACCCUGUCACACAAACACCUUUCUUUCAGACUUGAAUAAUACUUGAAAGCCAAAUGCUGCCUUUUUUUUUGGCCGGUGAGAAGUGAUUGCUAUGCAAAAGAAAAGAAAAGAAAAGAAUUUUGAUACCGAUCUGAAGGAAAAUGACCUCUCCCUGCCCUGGGUGAGAUCUAGUAUUGGCUCACCCAGUGGAAGAUCAGGGACAAGACUUCUUCUUCCCCUCUUAACUUAAAAAACUUAAAAAAUAAAUAAAUUAGUGGCUUUUGUGGCUGCUAAGUGGAACUUCUAAUAUAGUGUUCUGAGAAAGAAGCAGUGUCUGGAAAAAUGUGCUCUGCCUCUUGACUUGAACCACAUGCCUUGAGUGAUCUGGUCUCCGUCCCACGCUACCCCCAAGGAACACACUUCCUUGUGAAGGUAUCUCUGCCAAUCUGGAAGGUUGGUGUCUUCUCAGGUCGGGACCACCCACCUUUCAAUACUUUAUGGGUCAGCAGCCUGGAAAAGUUCUUGGGGACCAGCGGAGGCCGAGUCUGCCCACACUUCACUUUAUCAAAGGCCCAGGGAAGAAGGAAGCAUCCAGGCAUGGGUCUGCCCACUGCAACAUCUUUCUGGUUCACGAAGCGCUUCAGAGGCCAGUAGCCUCUGAAUUUGAGCCCCAGGGCCUAAGUGAAGCCGUCCGCUGGAACUCCAAGGAGAAUCUGCUUUCAGGUCCCGGAGAAAAUGACCCCAACCUUUUCGUUGCCCUGUAUGAUUUUGUAGCAAGUGGAGACAACACUCUCAGCAUAACUAAAGGUGAAAAGCUCCGCGUCUUGGGCUAUAACCACAAUGGGGAGUGGUGUGAGGCUCAGACAAAGAAUGGGCAAGGCUGGGUCCCCAGCAACUACAUCACCCCCGUGAACAGCUUAGAGAAGCACUCAUGGUACCAUGGGCCAGUGUCACGCAAUGCAGCAGAGUACCUACUGAGCAGUGGGAUCAACGGUAGCUUUCUGGUGCGGGAGAGUGAGAGCAGUCCAGGCCAGCGGUCCAUAUCGCUGAGAUACGAGGGAAGGGUUUACCACUACCGGAUCAACACUGCAUCUGACGGGAAGCUCUAUGUGUCUUCGGAGAGCCGCUUCAACACUUUGGCCGAGCUGGUCCACCAUCACUCGACCGUGGCAGAUGGGCUGAUCACCACUCUGCACUACCCAGCCCCCAAGCGCAACAAGCCCACAAUCUAUGGUGUGUCCCCCAACUACGACAAGUGGGAGAUUGAACGGACAGACAUCACCAUGAAGCACAAACUUGGAGGGGGCCAGUAUGGCGAGGUAUACGAAGGUGUCUGGAAGAAGUAUAACCUCACAGUGGCAGUGAAGACCUUAAAGGAGGACACUAUGGAGGUAGAAGAAUUCUUGAAAGAAGCAGCGGUAAUGAAGGAGAUCAAGCAUCCAAACUUGGUGCAAUUACUGGGCGUAUGCACACGGGAGCCUCCGUUUUACAUCAUCACCGAGUUUAUGACAUAUGGAAACCUCUUGGAUUACCUGCGGGACUGCAACAGGCAGGAGGUGAAUGCUGUUGUGCUCCUCUACAUGGCCACCCAGAUCUCCUCUGCUAUGGAGUACCUAGAGAAGAAGAAUUUCAUCCACAGGGACCUGGCUGCCCGGAACUGCCUCGUUGGGGAGAACCACCUGGUGAAGGUGGCCGAUUUUGGUUUGAGCCGGCUGAUGACAGGUGACACCUACACAGCUCACGCCGGCGCCAAGUUCCCCAUCAAGUGGACUGCACCGGAAAGUCUCGCCUACAACAAGUUCUCCAUCAAAUCUGACGUCUGGGCCUUUGGUGUCUUGCUUUGGGAAAUCGCAACGUAUGGGAUGUCUCCCUACCCUGGGAUUGACCUCUCUCAAGUCUAUGAGCUCCUGGAGAAGGACUACCGAAUGGAACGACCUGAGGGCUGUCCAGAGAAAGUCUAUGAGCUCAUGAGAGCAUGCUGGCAGUGGAGCCCAUCCGAUAGGCCUUCCUUUGCAGAAAUCCACCAAGCAUUUGAAACUAUGUUUCAGGAAUCCAGCAUUUCUGAUGAGGUGGAGAAAGAGUUGGGGAAGAAAGGAAUGAGAAGCGUAGUAAGCACCUUACUACAAGCUCCAGAACUGCCAACAAAGACAAGAACAUCCAGAAGAGGAGCUGAAUGCAAAGAAACCAAUGAGAGCUUGGAGGCAGGACCCACCAAAGGGCCAGGGGAAUCCGAUCCCGCGGACCACGAGCCAGCAGUGUCCCCCUUGCUGCUGCGGAAGGAGAGGGGCCCUGCAGAUGGGGGCUUGAAUGAGGAUGACCGCUUGCUCCCGAAGGACAAGAAGACCAACCUCUUCAGCGCCCUCAUCAAGAAGAAGAAGAAGAUGGCUCCCACCCCUCCAAAGCGGAGCAGCUCCUUCCGGGAGGCAGAUGCCCACCUGGACCGCAAGGGAGGGGGUGAGGAAGAGGGCAAGGAGGGCAGCAACGGGGCUGCAUUGGCAGACCCUGAGGACCGCUCCAGGUUCCAAGGUGCCAUCAGUGAGGCUGGAGUCACCAAUGGGACUGUGUCUGGGAACUCAGGGUUGCUUUCGCCCAACCCCUGGAAAAAAUCUGGCCCUGCCACCAAUAGCCGGCCAGGGGCCAGUGAGGAAGAGAACAGCUUGAACGCUGCCAGCAAACGCUUCCUGCGAUCAUGCUCAGCCUCCUGCGUGCCCCAUGGGACCAAGGACACAGAGUGGAAGUCGGUCACCCUGCCCCGGAACCUGCAAUCCACAGGGCGUCAGUUCAACUCGUCCACCUUUGGGGGGCACAAGAGCGAGAAGCCUGCCCUACCUCGGAAGAGGGCCAACGAGGCAAAGGCAGAUGUGGUCACCCGGGGGACAGUGACUCCACCUCCUCGGCUGCUCAAGAAGAGCGAUGAGGCGCCCGAAGACGUCUUCAGAGAUGCCGAGUCCAGCCCAGGUUCCAGCCCACCCACACUGACGCCGAAACUUAGCCGGAGGCAGCAGCUUGUGCCUCCUUCUGCCAGCCUUCCUCACAAAGAGGAAGGCAUGAAAUCCAGUGCCUUAGGAGGUGGGUUGGGAGCAGAGCAGAGCCCCUGUGCCAAAGCUGGCAUCUUCCUCAGCAAAGCCCCUGCUGAAGAGCCCCGGCUGAGGAAGGCAAAACAGCUUUCGGAGAAAGACAAGGGGAAGCUCUCCAAGUUGAAACCAGCCCCGCCCCCUCCACUCUCGUCCUCGUCUUUUUCCAUAGGGAAAAGCAGCAAGGGGGGUCUUAGCCCGGGACAUGAGGAGACACCCAUGCCAAAGGGCAAGCAGCCAGCUCAGGCCACAGACUCUUCAAGCGUUGAGGCCCCCAAGUCCAAUCUGUUAGCGGAGGGGAUGAAAAAGCCUGCUAUCUCCUCUGUACCAAAGCCCCCAUCCUCCACAAAACUGCUGCUGAUGGCAGCCUCCCCCUCCACUACUUCUCCCUCAUCUGCCCCAAGUGUUGACCAGCCUCCCUCUACAGCCUUCAUCCCCCUCAUCUCCACUCGUGUCUCCCUACGAAAGACCCGCCAGCCCCCAGAGAAGAUUGCCAGUGGUGCCGUCACCAAGGGGAUGGUCUUGGAGAGCUCUGAGGCUCUGCGGACGGCCAUCAGCAAGAACUCCGAGCAGAUGGUGAGCCACAGUGCCGUCCUGGAGGCAGGCAAGAAUCUCUACACUUUCUGCGUCAGCUAUGUGGACUCCAUCCAGCAGAUGCGGAAGUUCACAUUCCGGGAAGCCAUCAACAAGCUGGAGAACAGCCUCCGGGAACUCCAGAUCUGCCCUACCGCAGUCACCGGGGGCCCCUCUGCCACCCAGGACUUCAGCAAGCUGCUCAGUUCUGUGAAAGAAAUUAGUGACAUCGUCCAGAGGUAGCAGAAGCCACUGGAUGCCUGUAACUGGGGAAGAUGAUGGGUUGUUGCACAAUUGAGUGCAGAUGCAGGACUAGGGGGUGGGAUGGAGGGCAUCAGUUGGGACUGGCCCAAGACAUUUUGUGGCCUGGGGCAAAACAAAACAGCCCCAAAAUCAUCACACAUAUUAACUAACACAGGGUGAUGUCUUCUGCGCUUGACCCAACUGAACCCAGUGGGUCCCAGGAAAUACAAUUCAAGGGGUGUGUGAGGCUGUGAAGCUCACUGAAGUGAAGCAGGUCUGGAUCUGGUCGCUGCCAGAACAGGAGGCUUCCCAGGAGAUACAUAGGUGCACCACCUGGGGUCCUGUGAUGGAAAGAAGUCAAUACACAAACAGACACAGAAAGUGUGCAAGAACAGCUCCCCUCAAUUUUAGCCAGGGGUUACACAGGAUCCUCUGAGGGUUUUUACCUCUCCCCCUCCCUCUGUGUCACCCUUAAGGCUCUCAAAACCCUCUGCCUCACCUUGAACCACCCUGUCCUAUCUGCCUGUUCAUUGCAAGUCUAGCCCCUGAACCAGAGACUCAUUGAGAGAUGGUCCACCCAUCCACAUCCCUCUCUCCCUCUCCCCUUUCUAACCCAGAUUCCCUGCUGCCUCGAAAUCCUCUUAUCUGCGGAGUUCUCGCCUUGAGGGGAAAUGACUGAACAGUGUUGAGGCUGGCAUCAUUUUCUUUUAUUCCUGUUUAAUGUUUCAUUCUUUUUGGACUAACCUGUAUGUUGGAGGCUGUGCUUAAUGGACGCUGCUGCCUGGACCAGCUUUCCUGGCCAAAAGGUGUAUGGAGGAGGUCUCUUCAAGUUCCUUCCUCCUCUUCUCCCCUGUAUGGUGUUUUAUUCCACACCUGCCCUUCUCCACUUCCCUGUCUUCUGCACCAGAUCUCUGUUUUUUCCAGUUUGGAACUGGCUAGCGAAGGGGACAGAGGGAGGAGGAGAUAUUGGCAAUGAUGCAAAAGCCCUGUCUUGCCAGGAGGACCUGAGCAAUUAUUAUGCCCCUUUGCCCCCAUGUUCCCACCACUAUCUGUAUCCACCAUCCAGGGGUCCCUUACCUUACCUUACCUUACCUUACCUUAGACCUGUUCUGGUGGUGAAAAACCACCACCACCACCGCAUUCCUGUCUUUCCAGUAAACAGCCUAGCCAAAUUAUUUCGAAAAUGGCAUGAUUCAACCAGGGUGUCAGUUAAAGCAGAAACCCCCCUAAAUGUAUGCUGGUGGUGAAUUGCUAGCAUCUGACUAGAAAUUAAAAUGGGAGCUGUAAAUCUCUUCCC
Lacerta agilis (Sand lizard) is the source of this 6018-nucleotide messenger RNA. It is a transcript of the gene ABL1, whose product is annotated as ABL proto-oncogene 1, non-receptor tyrosine kinase. NCBI's taxonomy places the organism in Eukaryota, Metazoa, Chordata, Lepidosauria, Squamata, Lacertidae. The record is from RefSeq and is a predicted model, not a curated record. The coding region runs from base 1329 to 4721 and encodes 1130 amino acids. Gene Ontology annotation, biological process: protein phosphorylation; regulation of apoptotic process. The transcript is spliced from 11 exons. Gene Ontology annotation, molecular function: ATP binding; non-membrane spanning protein tyrosine kinase activity; protein binding.